CUCUGAAUCUCUGUCUCUCUCUCUCGCUGUGUUCUCGCGUCCAGCCUGUGUCCGUGUCUCUCCGAGUCCCUCUCUCUCUCUCGCAGCCUCGUUUCUGUAUCUCCGGGUUCGUCUUCGUGUCUCCUCCGCGUCUCUCUCUGCCUCGUGUUUCUGCGCGUGUCUCUCAAGAGUAUCAUCUCCCCGUGCCUGCGUGUCUCUCUCUCUCAGAGUCCCGUGUCUCCGUGUCUCUCUCGGAGUCUCCGUGUCUCUCAAGGUCUCUCUCCGCCCGUGUCCCGUCUCUCCGCCCGUGUCCCACUCCGCUCUCCCAUCCUGGGCGGAGUCGCCUCGCUCGGGGGCCCAAUGGGAGCCGCGGGGAGCGGCUGAUCCUCGCCUCGCACCGCCGCGGGGACUUCGGUGUGACCACUCGGGGGGGACUCAACGGGGUCCUCACGAACCCCCCUUGUGUCCCUCCCUCUCUCUCUUCACCAUGGCCGAACCCCCGAUCGACAUCGACCCCGAGUUCGAGCCCCUGAGUCGACCACGCUCGUGUACGUGGCCGCUGCGCCGCCCGGACCUGUCGAUCAAGGAUGGGGACCCGGGCCAGCGGGGCUCGGACGGAGCCGUCGAGGGGGUCGACGGGACCGAGGGGACCGAGGAGGGGAUCGACGGAGCGAGCCCCAGCGGCGCGUCGCUGCCGUGCGUGGGAGCGGGGCUCAAGAAGGGGUCGUCCCGACGCAACGCGUGGGGGAAUUUGUCGUACGCCGACCUCAUCACAAGCGCCAUCGAGAGCGCUCCGGAGCACCGCCUCACGCUGGCGCAGAUCUACGAGUGGAUGGUGCGCAGCGUGCCCUACUUCAGGGACAAGGGCGACAGCAACAGCUCCGCCGGCUGGAAGGUGAGCGGCGAGCGGGGGCUGGGGGGGUAGAG
Messenger RNA from Lethenteron reissneri (Far Eastern brook lamprey), 906 nucleotides. Its product is annotated as forkhead box protein O1-like. Gene Ontology annotation, biological process: regulation of transcription by RNA polymerase II. Lineage: Eukaryota; Metazoa; Chordata; Hyperoartia; Petromyzontiformes; Petromyzontidae. The record is from RefSeq and is a predicted model, not a curated record. Gene Ontology annotation, molecular function: DNA-binding transcription factor activity, RNA polymerase II-specific; RNA polymerase II cis-regulatory region sequence-specific DNA binding. Gene Ontology annotation, cellular component: nucleus.